AUGAUUAAUUUACGGCGCUUCCGGUCUUUACGAGUCCACCAGAAUGCCUCACAAAUGCUCGAAGCCGGUCGCCUCCAGGAAGAACCUGCCUGGUACCGUGUCGUUGGAUCGAUUCCCCCGACUACAUCUCUCGUUCGAACAAUUCCACCACGGCUGAAGGAACGGAAAAACCCAUGGACAAAGAAUCACAAACCAAGCCGAAUGUAUAUGCCUCAAAAAAUUGAAUAUCCUGAAGACAAGCUACGUACUCAGUUCUACAGAGAUCAUCCAUGGGAAUUGGCAAGGCCAAGGAUUUUGGUGGAAAAUGAUGGGAAAGAUUAUCUAAAAUGCGAUUGGAGCAAGAUGCUGCAGAAGGGAAAGCCGCUAGACGGUGAAAGUGUGGUGCAGCGGCAGUUAUGGUUAAUGGAAAAUGAUCCGGACGAGAUUACCGCGGAAAGAGCAUACGACAUGGCCCGAAAGGAGUUUUACGAUCUCCGUUUGCAGGAGGAUAUUGAACGUCGUACCGCUAUUGAGGAGGCUAGAGCGUGCGGAGCCACAUUCGGAAAAUCCUAUCUGGAGCUCGGAAUCGAGAUGGAAGAGAAAUAUCUGGAGCAAUGGAGGAAGGAUACAAUUGCCUUUAUUCUCAGGAGACGACAGAGGCAGUCUACUUUCAAGGUUAUCGAGUUCGCUUCGGCCGCUGCCGAAGAGGGUUUUAUACCAGCAAGUGAGGCAGAGGAGGGAGAAGGAGGGGAAGCCGUCGAGGCAGAAAAGGUAGCAGUUGCUACCCCAUAA
Tuber melanosporum (Perigord truffle) is the source of this 771-nucleotide messenger RNA. RefSeq names its product mitochondrial 37S ribosomal protein RSM25. The record is from RefSeq and is a predicted model, not a curated record. NCBI's taxonomy places the organism in Eukaryota, Fungi, Ascomycota, Pezizomycetes, Pezizales, Tuberaceae. Gene Ontology annotation, molecular function: structural constituent of ribosome. The transcript is spliced from 2 exons. The coding region runs from base 1 to 771 and encodes 256 amino acids. Gene Ontology annotation, cellular component: mitochondrial small ribosomal subunit.